This is a messenger RNA of Cucurbita moschata (crookneck pumpkin), 1161 nucleotides long. RefSeq names its product E3 ubiquitin-protein ligase CHIP-like. Gene Ontology annotation, cellular component: cytoplasm. NCBI's taxonomy places the organism in Eukaryota, Viridiplantae, Streptophyta, Magnoliopsida, Cucurbitales, Cucurbitaceae. The record is from RefSeq and is a predicted model, not a curated record. Bases 200 to 1045 code for a protein of 281 amino acids. Gene Ontology annotation, biological process: protein polyubiquitination; protein quality control for misfolded or incompletely synthesized proteins; cellular response to misfolded protein. The transcript has 8 exons. Gene Ontology annotation, molecular function: protein-folding chaperone binding; ubiquitin protein ligase activity.
UCUUUUUGGCUGGAAAUGUCGUGAAGCCGAACCCUCCCUUCUCAAGAAACCGCCUCUUUUCCUUUCAUUGUUCUUCUUCCCAAAAUCAAUCUCUGUAAUCCCAUUUCUGCAAUAAUCUAUCUGUUCUUGAUUUCGAGAACCAAAAUAAAAACCCUAAAAGUUAUAUUCAGCGUCGUCGCUUUGAUUUCGUCGAUUGGCGAUGGGGCCGGGCGUGUUCUUGUCUGGCGCUGCAAGACAGGCCGAGAUUCUCAGAAAAGAUGGAAAUCACUAUUUCCAGAAGGGCCGGAUUGGAGCCGCCAUUGAAGCCUAUACCGAGGCGAUUACGCUAUGUCCGAAUGUUCCUGUGUAUUUGACGAACCGUGCUUUGUGUCAUCGCAAGCGGAAUGAUUGGAAGAAGGUGGAGGAGGACUGUCGGAGAGCUAUUCAGCUUGACAACAAUUCUGUCAAGGCACAUUACAUGGUAGGAUUAGCAUUAAUACAAAACAAAGACUAUCCUGAAGGAAUCAAGCAUUUGGAGAAGGCUUUGGAUCUUGGUAGAGGUGCAAAUCAAAAGAGUUAUAUGGUAGAGGAGAUAUGGCAGGAGCUUGCAAAUGCAAAAUACAGGGAGUGGGAACAAGCAUCCACCAAACGUUCAUGGGAAUUGCAGACCUUGAAAGAGGCUUGUGAGGCUGCACUUGAACAAAAAUACUUCCUUGACCAGUCUGAACCAGAAGGGUUCGUAGAUCAAGCCGAAAGCGCUCAUCGGGAACAAUUAAACUCUCUAAGAAGUGUGUUUGAAAACUAUGCCGUGGCUGAUGCGCCAUCUGAGGUCCCCGAUCAUCUUUGUUGUAAAAUUACGCUCGAUAUUCUUCGUGAUCCCGUUAUUACUCCAAGCGGGGUUACAUAUGAGAGAGCAGUGAUCCUCGACCAUUUUCGAAAGGUUGGUAACUUCGAUCCCAUAACGCGGGAGCUACUCGACGAGUCUCAGCUAGUACCGAACUUAGCCAUAAAGGAAGCUGUACAGGCAUUUCUAGAUAAGCAUGGAUGGGCUUACAAUACAAAUUAAGUAUACAUGAGGUCUUGUCUUUUGAUUUGCUGUUCUGCAAUUUGUUACCAUGGCUGGUUAGUUUCCUGUACAGUUAUUACUUAAACCUCAUAAUCGAUGAUAUAUGUCUUUACUAA